Molecule: messenger RNA, 2445 nt
Organism: Lotus japonicus
Lineage: Eukaryota; Viridiplantae; Streptophyta; Magnoliopsida; Fabales; Fabaceae
Product: ABC transporter B family member 25
Exons: 17
Coding region: 104-2014 (636 amino acids)
Biological process (GO): transmembrane transport
Cellular component (GO): membrane
Molecular function (GO): ATP binding; ABC-type oligopeptide transporter activity; ATP hydrolysis activity
Source: RefSeq, a predicted model, not a curated record
UUGUGCAUAACGUAUUGGUAUUGUACUCUUCUCUUAUCAAACAAAGCGUGAGAAGAGUGGAAGCACAAGGAAUACAAGAGCCAUUUUCAGGAACAAGAAGAAGAUGAACGGGCACAGAAGCGAGAGAACCCCUCUCUUGGAAGCUGAGCGCGGUGCCGGAAGGGGAAAGAGAAAUGAGGAUGCUUCUGAAGGUCCAGUCUCAGACCUUGAACACGGUGAUGCCGUACCGGCGGCAAAUGUGGGGUUCGGUAGAGUGCUUUCACUUGCAAAGCCUGAGGCUGGAAAGUUGGUGGUUGCUACGGUGGCUCUGUUGAUUGCAGCCACUUCGAGUAUCUUAGUUCAAAAAUUUGGUGGGAAGAUAAUUGACAUUGUCUCAGGGGAUAUGAGGACCACAGAGCUGAAGCAAGAAGCAUUAAAUGCUGUCAAGAGCACCAUCCUAGAAAUCUUUCUGAUUGUUGUUUUUGGUUCAAUUUGCACAGCACUUCGAGCUUGGCUCUUUAGUUCUGCUAGUGAAAGGGUUGUUGCACGACUCAGAAAGGAUUUGUUCAGUCACCUUGUAAACCAGGAGAUAGCCUUCUUUGAUGUCACUCGAACCGGGGAACUUUUAAGUAGGUUAUCAGAAGAUACACAGAUCAUAAAGAAUGCUGCAACAACCAAUCUUUCUGAGGCUUUGAGAAACUUGUCAACUGCAUUUAUUGGGCUCAGUUUCAUGCUUACAACAUCAUGGAAGUUGACAUUGUUGGCUUUGGCUGUUGUACCUCUUAUUUCUGUUGCUGUUCGACAAUUUGGCCGUUUUCUGCGUGAACUUUCGCAUAAAACACAAGCUGCAGCUGCAGUAGCUUCUUCAAUUGCUGAGGAAUCCUUUGGCGCAAUUAGAACAGUUAGAUCUUUUGCUCAGGAAGAUUAUGAAAUAACACGCUACUCUGAGAAAGUUGAUGAGACACUUAAGCUUGGACUUAAACAAGCUAAAGUUGUGGGACUCUUUUCUGGAGGCCUUAAUGCGGCAUCUACACUAUCAGUUAUUGUAGUUGUUAUAUAUGGAGCAAAUUUAACAAUCAAGGGUGCCAUGUCCUCGGGUGAUCUUACAUCUUUCAUUCUUUAUAGUCUCUCGGUUGGAUCCUCUAUAUCUGGUCUUUCCGGAUUGUAUACAGUAGUUAUGAAAGCCGCAGGUGCGAGCAGAAGGGUAUUUCAAAUUAUGGAUCGUGUCUCAUCCAUGUCUAAGUCAGGAACUAAAUGUCCUCUGGGUGAUCAAGAUGGGGAAGUGGAACUGGAUGAUGUAUGGUUUUCCUACCCAUCUCGCCCAAGUCAUCCAGUGCUCAAGGGCAUUACAAUGAAACUGCACCCUGGCUCAAAGGUUGCUCUUGUUGGUCCUAGUGGUGGUGGAAAGACUACAAUUGCAAACUUAAUUGAAAGAUUUUAUGACCCAACCAAGGGAAAGAUUCUGCUGAAUGGGGUUCCUCUGGCAGAAAUAUCACACAGGCAUUUACACAGAAAGAUCAGUAUCGUGAGCCAAGAGCCUACACUCUUCAACUGUUCCAUAGAGGAGAACAUAGCUUAUGGAUUUGAUGGCAAACUCAACUCUGUUGAUAUAGAAAAUGCAGCUAAAAUGGCCAAUGCGCACGAGUUCAUAUCAAAAUUUCCGGAAAAAUACCAGACUUUUGUUGGAGAGCGUGGGGUAAGGCUUUCUGGAGGGCAGAAACAGAGAAUAGCAAUUGCUAGAGCCCUCCUUAUGGACCCCAAAAUUCUCCUCCUGGACGAAGCCACCAGUGCCUUGGAUGCUGAAAGUGAAUACCUAGUGCAGGAUGCCAUGGAUUCUAUCAUGAAGGGAAGGACAGUUCUAGUCAUUGCUCAUAGGUUAUCAACUGUUAAAACCGCUAAUACUGUCGUGGUUAUUUCUGAUGGCCAAGUAGCUGAGAAGGGCACACAUGAUGAGCUUCUCAGCCAGAAUGGUGUCUAUACUGCAUUGGUCAAGAGACAACUCCAAACAACAAAAGAUGAAAAUCAAGUCAUCUAGUCUCUGUCUUGCAAGUCAUGAAGAACCGUCACAAUGUUCUUGUUGGAAAGACGAGUCUACCCCCAAAGGGGAUUGGGAUAAUCGAUUCUUAGGAGCACAAAACUUCUUCCUAUGUCCCUCUCUACCAUAGUUGCAAGUUGCAACUUCCAUAGUUGCAAGUUGCAACUUUAAGUUGUAGCCAGUCCCUCUAGUCUGAAGUCAAUGUUGCUCCUUUGAUUAAGUAUUCUGUUUUUCAGCACUCUGAAUUGAGUAGUGCCCAAGAUUUUAAAGCUUACAAGUGAUUCUUGAAUUUGGUUUGUCCCCAAAUUUUGUGAAAAUUUGCAGUUGAAAUGAUCUAUACCAUAGCCUCAAGUAUGAGGCUUGCAAACAACUAGUGCUGAUUAAACACAACAUUAUCACAAGAAUAUGGGAUGCAUUUUUCUUUUCUCUCC